AUAUUUGCAGAAACCAUAACAUAACCUUAGUUUGAACGGAAAGUUCAAAGACUUUUUUAAGUGUUUUUUUAAAACUCUUUAGAUUUCAAUUUAUAUUACAUAGAAAAUUCCAAUUAGUAAUCCUUGCUAUUAUUUAAUUUUUUUUCUUAUUUAAUAUCAAGUUUAUUGGUAGAGAUUUAAUGGCUCCUAAAAGGAAAGCGUCCCCUGCAAUAUCGUCGGAGAAGGUGCAAGGUGUUCAGAAAGCCAAAAGAACCAAAUUUACUGUUAAUGAUAUAAAACUGCCUGGGCUGGCAGCCAAAGGAGUAGUUCUAGUAACAGGGGCGGGUGAUGUUGGGCAACUUGGUUUAGGUCCUGAUGUUCUUGAAAAAUCAAGAGUAGCCCUAGUUAACCUCGAUCAGGAAAUUGUAGAUAUCUAUGCAGGUGGUAUGCACACAGUGUGUUUAACCAGUGAUGGUAAACUAUUAACUUUUGGUUGUAAUGAUGAGGGGGCUUUGGGGCGAGUAACAGAAGGAAAAGAGGAUGCAGAAUUUAUUGCUGGGGAAGUAGAAUUACCUGGAAAAGUAAUCCAGGUGACUGCUGGAGAUUCACACACUGCUGCCCUGUUGGAAGAUGGAAGGGUGUUUGCAUGGGGUACAUUUAGGGAUUCUCAUGGAAACAUGGGCAUGACUGUGGAAGGUAACCAAAGGCUGCCUUAUGAAAUAAUAAAAGACCGGAAAAUAGUCAAAAUAGCAUCUGGUGCCGACCACAUUGUAUUUUUGACCAGCCAUGGAGAGAUUCUAACUUGUGGUUGUGCCGAACAGGGUCAACUUGGACGAAUUACAAAAAGGGGGAGUGACAGAAAUGCACGUGUUGGGAUUGGUAAGGGAAUUAUAGGCAAGUUUUUACAUCCUGAGGCAAUAACUUUAAAAGCUAGGUCAAGGCUGCAUUUUGACAAUAUUUGGGCCGGGACAUACUGCACUUUUGCUUGUGUCGCAAGUACCAAUGAUGUUUAUGUUUUUGGAUUAAACAAUUUUAAUCAAAUAGGUUUGGAUCUAACUGAACCUGUUUAUUUUCCUACUAAAAGUCGCGACUUUUCACAGUACGAAUGGGAGCAUAUUUCUGGUGGUCAGCAUCAUACUUUGGCUCUAUCCAAGGAUGGUAAAGUGUAUGCCAUUGGAAGGAAAGAGUAUGGAAGAUUGGGACUAGGGGAAAACUGCGAGGAUGCUAAAGUUUUAACGGAAAUCAAGUCCUUAUCAAAUGAGAAAAUAAUAAACGUAGCAUGUGGAUCUUCCACUUCGUUUGCAGUGUCUAAAGCAGGAAUAUUGUAUGCUUGGGGAAUGGGAACAAACGGACAACUAGGCCUAGGCGAAGAAGAGGAUUGCUAUGUACCUACACAAGUGAAAGGAAAGCAAUUGAAUGACCGCAAAGCUAUACGGGUAUCAAGCGGAGGACAACACACCGUAAUAUUAUGCGUGACGGAGAAUAAUAACAAAAAAGCGAACGGGGAUAGUUAGUAGAGCUUACUGUUGCGGGUGCCCAAAAACGACUUAACUCUGUUGUGUUACUUUAUGACUGAUAUAAAUAAAUAUUGAUUCUUUCGUAUUGUAAAACAAAUCGAAAUUGGAAAAAAAUCUUUGGCCUUGAAGUCUUUAUACUACUUAAUGAAGUCAAACAGAAAUUUUAUUGUUUUUACCUUUAUAUUGCCUUAAGGUAUUCUCUAAAUUAAAACUUUUUAUUUAACAAAAUUUGGAUUGAUAUGACUCCUCAAUUCUAAAUUGUCUGUAGUAGUUGGUCAUUCCUGAAAUAAAGAGUUAAUUUGA
This is a messenger RNA of Anthonomus grandis grandis, 1799 nucleotides long. It is a transcript of the gene Rcc1, whose product is annotated as regulator of chromosome condensation. The transcript has 7 exons. Bases 180 to 1493 code for a protein of 437 amino acids. Lineage: Eukaryota; Metazoa; Arthropoda; Insecta; Coleoptera; Curculionidae. Gene Ontology annotation, molecular function: guanyl-nucleotide exchange factor activity. The record is from RefSeq and is a predicted model, not a curated record. Gene Ontology annotation, cellular component: cytoplasm.